AUGGAACUUGGCCGAGUAACUUUGUAUGUUGCUGAAUUACAACGUGCUAACCUAGACACUGUUGUGGAAUGGCUCCAUUCUCCAACCAGUUCAAGCCAUAUACAUACAUUCAAGUUUGUAUUUUGGGCAUUUGGACCGGCAAUUAGGGCAUUCCAACGUUGUAUUCCGGUGAUCUUUGUCGAUGGCACUCAUUUGAAAGGCAGCUACAAGGGUAAGUUGCUAACUGUAGUGACGAAGAACGCCAAUGGACAACUAUUGCAGGUCGCUUUUGGCUUGGUUGAUGAAGAGUCUAAUGAAAGUUGGGCAUGGUUUCUAAAUCUCUUUGAAGAGCAUGUCGGAUCGCAGCGGCAGGGUGAUUUGUGUAUCAUUUCAGACCGUCACCAAGGCAUUCUUAAUGCAGUGAACCAAAUUCAGGAGUGGCAUCAUCGGUAUUGUUUGAGGCACGUUUGUAGCAACGUGAACUCGCACUUCAAGAACAAGAGAAUCAAAAAUCUGGCUUGGGUUAUCGGUUCCACGUCCCAAUCAUCCAAGUAUACUUGGGCGAUUAAUCAAGUCAAAGGUGAAGAUGAUGCUGUUUGGCCGUAUCUGAGAAACAUUGGUUUGGAUAAGUGGACUCUAAGGCAUGACUCGGGCCUUCGUCGUUGGGCUAACUUAACGACAAACAUUGUCGAGUUCCAAAACAAUAUCCUUGGUAAGGCUCGAAUGCUACCUAUUAGAGCUUUAAUUGAGAGCACUUUUACUUGGACAAGAGACCAUUUUGUCAGCCAAUACCGGAAGGCCAGUAGUUGGAAGCCACCACUAUCACGCAAAAUGUGGGAGGUUUAUCAGAUGCGUGAAAGAGCCGCAAUAAGCCAUAGGGUGGAAGUGUUUGAUGAACGAACAGGAAAUUACACGGUUCGAACAAACCAGAGAAAUGCACAAGGCGAAUAUAGACAAGAGAGAGCUGCUAAUCUUCUAAGUAAGAGGUACACAACUAGGAGUUGGAUAAAUAAGUAUAAUGCCGCACUUGCUCCCCUCCGAGAGGUGAAUUACUGGGCGCAGGUAGAUUGGCAGAUCCAGGGAGACCCAGAAAAACUGGUCACGCAAAGGGGUAGGAGACGCACCAGACGGUACCAGAACGAGAUGGAUGAGAGUUCUACCAGCAGAUCUUCAAGCUCAAGACAACAAGCUAGAUGUGGUGUUUGUGGUCAUUUGGGCCAUAACAGGAAGACAUGCCCUGACCUUUGA
Erigeron canadensis is the source of this 1227-nucleotide messenger RNA. RefSeq lists its product as uncharacterized. The transcript has 2 exons. Lineage: Eukaryota; Viridiplantae; Streptophyta; Magnoliopsida; Asterales; Asteraceae. Bases 1 to 1227 code for a protein of 408 amino acids. The record is from RefSeq and is a predicted model, not a curated record.